AAAACAAUAACACACAUGUUUUGGUGAUUAAACAUAUUAUUUUAAUCAUUUAUUUUGUCUAACUUAAAAUUAUUGGGCUGAGGUCGAGCAAUUUGUGAUUUAUCAUGUCUAGCUCCUCAUCUGAUAGUGACAGCGAUGGAGAAAAACAAACGUUUUCAAGACUCGGCGAAUGUGAAGUGUGCGGUGCGACUGAAGCUAAAUACACAUGCCCACGUUGCGAAGUCAAGACAUGCUCCCUGAAGUGUGUGGUCAUACACAAAAAGGAACUAGAAUGUGACGGGAUAAGAGACCGCACAAAGUUUGUGAGAAAGAAGGAUUUUUCGGACACUGACCUCCUGAGCGACUACAGACUGUUAGAGGAGUGUGCCCGGUUUGUCUAUGGCGUCAAACGGGACGAGAAGAAGAGGUUUACUAGGAUUGACAAGGAUUUGCCAAUUCACCUAUACAAGCUCAAGAUGGCGGCCCGCAAGCGAGGCGUGGCGCUUCAGUUUCUAGCUCAGAACUUCACUCGGCACGCCGUCAACACCACUCGCUACAUGUACAAGAGCAACGUCAUCCACUGGCGCGUGGAGUGGCUGUUCCCUAAUGCGGAGCCUGACGCCGUCAAGUUUGUGGAUGAGAGGUGUCCAGAAAACACGCUGCUCUCAGAUCUUCUAGUCAAGUACUUGUCAGCUGAUGCUGAACCAUUUGAAGGGAGCAAAACUUUGAAUUUCUACCGCGCCGUCGGCUUUAGUGGAGUUAAGAUAUUGCUUAGAGCUGAAAAAGUGAAAGGUUCCUCCAAGAAGUACUUCGAGCUGGACACUUCAGACACGCUAGCUGAGAACCUCAGCGGCAAGUGUGUGGUGGAGUUCCCGAUUAUAGUGGUCGCUCUGAAGGACCACGCCUACAACUUUGAUAUCAUCACUCCAGAAGACGAAUUCGCCUACCAGCAGGAGACAGAAGAAAGCAAGGAUUUACAGCAAAAAGAAAUAGAUGCCAACGAAGAACAAACAUCAACAAACGACCAAACAGAAGAUAAAUCUACAGAAAAUGGGCGACGGACAAACCACAGACACAGAAAUCGUAAAAGACCUUUAUUUACACAGAAGAUAGCGAAAGAGAAGAAUGAAGAAAUCCAGAAGGAGAUAGAAGCAGAAAAGAAGAAGAGACCCAAGAAUCUUCUGUUUACUACAGGUUAUUCUUCCGAGGAAAGUCUAGAUUUGUCUGAUGAUGAAGUUAAGAAAUAAAUGUAGAUGUUAUUUAGCAAUUUA
This is a messenger RNA of Plutella xylostella (diamondback moth), 1250 nucleotides long. RefSeq names its product box C/D snoRNA protein 1. The record is from RefSeq and is a predicted model, not a curated record. Gene Ontology annotation, cellular component: pre-snoRNP complex; nucleus. NCBI's taxonomy places the organism in Eukaryota, Metazoa, Arthropoda, Insecta, Lepidoptera, Plutellidae. Gene Ontology annotation, biological process: maturation of LSU-rRNA from tricistronic rRNA transcript (SSU-rRNA, 5.8S rRNA, LSU-rRNA); snoRNA localization; box C/D snoRNP assembly.